Messenger RNA from Trichomonas vaginalis G3, 591 nucleotides. RefSeq names its product DNA/RNA polymerases family. NCBI's taxonomy places the organism in Eukaryota, Parabasalia, Trichomonadida, Trichomonadidae. The record is from RefSeq and is a predicted model, not a curated record. The transcript has a single exon. The coding region runs from base 1 to 591 and encodes 196 amino acids.
AUGAGGUUUGUCCAAUAUAUUCCGACUGGAAUUCCAAACGAAGAUGGUGAGUUCCCGGGAAGGAACUAUACAGUUGGAAAAGUCAUACAACAACUGUAUGAUAUUAGGAAAGCUUCAAACCCCAAACUUGCAAUGACACUCAAAUUGCUUAUGAAUUCGACAUGGGGAUAUUCCAUUAAGAAACCUCAAGAGAUGAAGAGUAAACAUUAUGAGAAGGUCGACAACUUGGUUGAAAGGUUUUCUCCUUUUGUUUUGAAGUACGAAUUCACUCAAGGUCAAAGUGGCUUAGUAACCACAUUAAAACCUAUUGUCGAACAUUGGUCUUACCCUCAGUUCGCAAAAGCAGUCCUUGACGAGUACAACAAAUUCUUCUCCGAAGUCAAAUCGAAAGUUAAGGUUUACUACGAGAACAUUGACGCACUCAUGACGAACGAAGAAGGAUACAACAAACUCAUUGAAAUGGGUAUGGUCGGUGAAAAGAUGGGCUGUUUUAAGCUAGAUAAGGUAUUUUCAGAAGUUCAUGUAAUAUCGAAAAGGAAAUAUUGGGGCAUACUUGAAGACGGCACAGAAAUAAAACAUUGCAUGAAGUAA